AGCUUAUUGGGAAUAAAACUUCAUUGAGCUUUUUCCCGUUACCAUCUUUUUCCUUGUCUUAUCAAUUUUCAUUUAAAUUUUAUUAAUCAUGCCUCUUAAUAAAACCUUAGGAAAUGGAGUUGAUAUUCCAAAUGAUGAUGACUAUGAUGAUACCCCUUACUUUGAUUAUCAUCAUUUAAAGGCCAUUGAAAACCAUGAUAGCAAAUACCUUUGCCAAAGCCUUUCUGUGUCACCAGGCGCUAGUCAUCUCACAGAAGAACAUAUUGCUUCUACUUUGUCAAAUAUUCCUGAAAUCCCAACUGCGUCUGUACCACAUGCUGCGGAUCCAAAGGUUAAAUUUGAAGCUAAAGAUAAUGCUAUCACCACUGAACUUCGUGAGUUAUACGGAGCACUCCAAAAAUGUCUUGAUCUCCGUGAAAAGUACAUUAUGCUUUCAGGUCAACGUUUAAUGGAUGAUCCUCGUAACAGCGAUGAUUGGGAAAUCUACCCUGCUGCCCCUCCCAAGUCCUGGCCUUUACCCCCACCUGAGGAACUCGAACGUCGUAAAGCUAAAGAGAAGGCACGCGAAGCCGAUCCUGUUGCAGCCGUUGGAUCUGAUUUCGAUUUCAGCCAAUGUAAAAUCCCUGGUGCUCAUGUCUACCAAUUUGGCGUUGGACCUGAAGGCCAUUACCAGGUCUACAAGAACGAACUGGACCAAACCGCCGGACAACCAAUUCACGAAUUUCCAACCCCCAGAGAAUUCUACGACGAUAUGGAUUAUAUUUUAAGCGUCAUUAGUGAUGGUCCCGCCAAAAGUUUUGCAUUCCGACGUCUUCGUUAUCUAGAUAGUAAGUGGCAAAUGUAUAUUCUUUUGAACGAGUUCCAAGAAUUGGCAGAUUCAAAGCGUACGCCUCAUCGUGAUUUCUACAACGUUAGAAAGGUGGAUACUCACGUACAUCACUCCAGUUGUAUGAACCAAAAGCAUUUGUUACGUUUUAUCAAAUCAAAGAUGAAGAGAAGUCAAGAUGAUGUGGUUAUCUAUCGUGACGGUCAUGAAUUGACUUUAAAGGGUGUAUUUGAAAGUUUAAAUUUAACUGCUUAUGAUCUUAGUAUCGAUACUUUGGAUAUGCAUGCUCAUAAAGAUUCCUUCCAUCGAUUUGACAAGUUCAAUUUGAAAUAUAAUCCUAUUGGUGAAAGUAGAUUAAGAGAAAUUUUCAUGAAGACCGAUAACUUUAUUCAAGGUAGAUAUCUUGCUGAAAUCACAAAGGAGGUCGUAUCCGAUUUAGAGUCCUCCAAGUAUCAACAGGUAGAAUAUCGAGUGUCUAUCUAUGGUAGAUCGAUUGAUGAAUGGGAUAAAUUGGCCAAAUGGGUUGUUAAUAACAAGCUGUUCUCUCCCAACUUGCGCUGGUUGAUUCAAAUCCCUCGUCUCUACAACAUCUACAAGGCUUCAAAGAAUGUAAAUAAUUUCCAAGAUAUUAUUACCAAUGUAUUCCAACCUCUUUUUGAAGUCACCAAGGAUCCUUCUUCUCAUCCGGAAUUGCAUGUCUUCCUUCAACGUGUGAUUGGUUUCGAUACUGUUGAUGAUGAAUCCAAACCUGAAAAGCCCAUCUUUAAGGACUUUCCCCUUCCUAAGGAUUGGGAUUCAAGUAAUAAUCCUCCUUAUAGUUAUUACCUGUACUACAUGUAUGCCAACACUGCUGCUCUUAACAAAUGGCGUCAACUUCGUGGGUUUAACACAUUGGUGUUAAGACCUCAUUGUGGUGAAGCUGGUGACACGGAUCAUUUGACAGCUGCAUUUUUAACCUCUUAUGGUAUCAGUCACGGUAUUUUGCUUCGUAAGGUCCCUGCACUUCAAUAUCUUUAUUACCUAGCACAAAUCGGUAUUGCCAUGUCACCACUCUCUAAUAAUGCUCUCUUCUUGACCUAUGAACGUAAUCCACUUCCACAAUUCUUCCAGCGUGGAUUAAACAUUUCGCUUUCUACUGAUGAUCCAUUGCAAUUCCACUUUACCAAGGAACCCUUGAUUGAAGAAUACAGUGUCGCAGCCCAGAUUUGGAAAUUAUCUUCUACUGAUAUGUGUGAGUUGGCUCGUAAUUCAGUGAUUCAAUCGGGUUGGGAAGAUCAAGUCAAGAGUCAUUGGAUUGGUAAGGAUUGGUAUAAGCCUGGUGUAGAAGGAAACGAUAUGCAAAAGACCAAUGUACCUAAUAUCCGUGUGGGUUUCCGUCAUGAGACACUCAAGGAAGAGUUGGAUGCACUUCGUCGUUAUGCUCCUCGUAAGGAUGCUUCUGUUAACCACGAGCCCAUGUCCAAACAUGAUUUUGUCGGCGUUGCCGGUCUUGCUGAAUCAUCCUCGAUCCAGCAACAUUUAAUGGCUCAUAAGGAAGAUGAUUGGGUUGAGAAUGAAAUGAGUUCAUUCCCUGGUGUCUCUAUGGUUGCUGAGCGUGCCAAGUUAAGAACAAAUCAUUAAAUGUGUUUUUUUAUUUUUUUAUUUUUUGCAAUUUAUAAUAAAGUUUUUUGUUUGUCCUUUCAUUUAAAGAUUAUGUUGGGCAAUU
Mucor mucedo is the source of this 2531-nucleotide messenger RNA. RefSeq lists its product as uncharacterized. The transcript has 3 exons. Gene Ontology annotation, biological process: IMP salvage; AMP metabolic process. The record is from RefSeq and is a predicted model, not a curated record. NCBI's taxonomy places the organism in Eukaryota, Fungi, Mucoromycota, Mucoromycetes, Mucorales, Mucoraceae. The coding region runs from base 89 to 2446 and encodes 785 amino acids. Gene Ontology annotation, molecular function: AMP deaminase activity. Gene Ontology annotation, cellular component: cytosol.